This is a messenger RNA of Naumovozyma dairenensis CBS 421, 804 nucleotides long. It is a transcript of the gene NFU1, whose product is annotated as Nfu1p. The coding region runs from base 1 to 804 and encodes 267 amino acids. Gene Ontology annotation, cellular component: mitochondrion. Gene Ontology annotation, molecular function: iron ion binding; iron-sulfur cluster binding. The transcript has a single exon. NCBI's taxonomy places the organism in Eukaryota, Fungi, Ascomycota, Saccharomycetes, Saccharomycetales, Saccharomycetaceae. Gene Ontology annotation, biological process: iron-sulfur cluster assembly. The record is from RefSeq and is a predicted model, not a curated record.
AUGUUCAGAUCAGUGAUUUCACGUAACGGUAUAAUGUUUACCAAGGGCCAAAGUCGUUCACUACUGCCAACUUUCCGUAGAUGGUUAAACAUAAAUGUCUUAACCACACCAAAUGAACAUGCAUUGAAAUUUCUGUCAGUAGAUGGAGAAUUAUUCCAGACGCCAGGAUCCAAGAGCAUCGUUAUUAAAAACACAGACACUACAUUGAUUAAUAAUUGUAAGUUAGCUGAAAGAAUAUUUUUGGAAUGUUCUGGAGCUGAAUCAUUGAUGAUUGGUGAUGAUUUUGUUUCAGUUAAUAAAGAUAGUAUGAUUGAUUGGAAUCAAUUACGUCCUGAUGUGGUGAGGAUAUUAUUGGAGCAUUUGAAAUCCGGGGAAAAUGUCAUUUCUGAUGAUUUCUUUACUGUGAAGGAAUUGAGUGAGAAAGCUGGAGGUGGGUAUAAUAUUAAUACACCGAAAUUUGAAUAUGAUGAAGAAGCUGAAGAGAUUAGUGAGAUUAUUGAUGAAUUGAUUGAUACGAGGAUUAGACCUGCUAUUUUGGAAGAUGGUGGGGAUGUAGAUUAUUUGGGGUGGGAUUCCAAGACAGGGACUGUAUAUUUAAGAUUGAAAGGUUCUUGUUCAUCUUGUUCAUCAAGUGAAGUUACGUUGAAGUAUGGUAUUGAAUCUAUGUUAAUGCAUUAUGUUGAUGAGGUUAAAGAAGUUAUUCAACUAUUGGAUCCCCAACAGGAAAUCGCAUUAAAGGAAUUUGAUAAACUUGAGAAGAAGUUAUCUUCGAAUGGUAGUGAUGCCACCAAGGUUAGUGUUUAA